GGAGAGGGCGAUUACAAUUGAAGUUUAAACAUGGCUGCAAGGCAGAACUUUCAAUGCCUGGAGGACCAUCUCCUGUGUCCCAUUUGUCUGGAGAUCUUCAAACAGCCCUUAAUGCUGCAAUGUGGUCACAGCUACUGUAAGAACUGCAUCCACUCCCUUUCUGGAAAUCUGGCCAGUUGUUUCACUUGCCCUGUGUGUCGAAAGGCAGUGGACAGCAGAAGCUCUUCUCCCAAUGUUUCUCUGGCUCGUGUCAUCGACACCCUGAUGGUAAUGAAUGGGUCCAGUGGUGACCAGGAAAAUUGCAGGGAUCAUCACAAUCCGCUGAGUCUGUACUGUGAGAAGGACCAGCAGAUAAUAUGUGGGCUCUGUGGAAUCAUCGGACAACACAAGCAGCAUAAAAUAACACCACUCUCGAGUGUGUAUGAGAGAAUGAAGGAACAACUGGCUUUGCUCAUAACAGGAGUUCAGACGCAAAAGAACAGCAUGGAGGGGCAAAUGAACAAGUUGAUACACAACAAGACCCGUAUCAUUAAUGAAUCUGACGUCUUUAAGUUGGUGAUUCAGAAGGAAUUCCAGGAACUCAGGAGUUUUGUUGAUGAUGAAGAGGCCAACAUCAUUGAGACCGUACAAUUAAAAUGUACUUCUGCCGUUGAAGUAAUUGAUGAACAAUUGGCAGAGAUGUCCAAAUCUUUAAACCAGUUUGCUGAAGUUGAGGCUUCAUUGAAGAAAUUGAGCAAUGAAAAUCACUUAGAUUUCAUCCAAAAAUACAGUUCAAUUGUUUCAAGUUGCAAACUGGCGACACAGCCACAGUCUGACAAAGCCUUCAGCACAAUCUCCUUCAAACCUGGCUUUAGAGAUGAUGAUAUCAAACUGACCGUCUGGAAAAAACUGCAAAAGAGAAUUUUACCAGAACCAGAGGAAUUAAAAUUAGAUCCCAGCACUGCACAUCCACUUCUGAUCAUAACCAAUGGUAGCACCAGGGUAGAAUGUGGAACGUAUCUCAAGCGCUUGUCAUUAGUACAGGAACGAUUUGACUACAAUACCUGCAUCCUCGCCAACAAAGGCUUUUCCUCAGGCAAGCACUACUGGCAAGUGAUUGUCAACGAGAAGAUGAAGUGGCGUCUCGGUGUCAUCAAAGGAACUACAGGGCGCAAAGGAAAACUAAACAAGACUCCUGAGAAUGGAGUCUGGAUGAUUGGAGUGAAGGAAGGAAAGAUUUAUGAGGCAUACAAGAACCCCAAAGUCCAACUUACACUCUUUGUGAGGCCACGGAAAAUUGGCAUCUUCCUGGAUUAUGAGGGAAAGCGUCUCUCCUUCUACAAUGUGGAUAAUCCUGAUGAGCUGAGUUUGAUCUAUACAUUUGAUGCAGACUUUCAAGGGAAGAUUUAUCCAAUUUUUGACCUUUGCUGCGUGGACAGAAGUGACUUAGCCCCUAUCACGCUUUGUCGUGUAUAAAUAACUCCAACCGUACAGCAAAGCACAUCAUGGGUAGCAUGUAACUUUAUGAUAAAAACUAUUUUUAAUCAACUUGUUCAGACAUGUUGUGACACACAUCUAUGACAGGUAGGACCUGAACUCAAAAGUUCCAGCCCAGAGGUUGUGAUCUAGAUUCUCUGAACUUGCUUUAUGAUAUCAUGGAAGCUGCUUUCAUGUCAUACUUAAUGCCUACUGAUUUUAUAACAUGUCUUGCCGAAUGAAAGGCAGUAUUUAAUUCCUGGGAUCCCUCUUUCCAACCUGGCGGAUCUCCUGGCUGGUCCAAAACACAGUUACUAUGUUUAGAUGCAAAUUGAUCUUUAUUUUAUUGGGCCUGUGCCUUUAAGCCUACUGAUCUGUGUGGGGUGAUUGUAAUAAGGUUUCCAAAAGCUCAGAAAAUGUUAAUGUCAAGAACAAUAAUUAACUGCUGAUAAAUUUCUGCCUUGAGGUGAAAAGAACAAUAAAGGGUUUGGUUUUCUAUGUUUUUAAAGAUAAUUUCAACUUGUAACAAAGUAUUGUUUGUAUCACUAAGACUAUUUUCUAUGUUUCUAAUUAUGUCUGGAUGUAACGUCUGUUUGAUGACAUCUGAAAUGUGACAGAUAUGGCUUGGUUGCAAGGUAUUUAUUGUAUGAUACAUACAAAAUCCUAUAAACAAAACAUAAAAUCUUAUUGCACAUAAGUAGCACAUUUAGCCCAUUUAACCUGUGCUGAUUCCUUGAAGGACCUCUCCAAUUUGUCACAAUUUCUUGCUUUCUUCCCAUUACCCUAAACAUUUCUGCCCUGUAAGUAUAUAUUCAAUUUGCAGAGGGCUCUUGUCGUGCAGUGUUAAUGUCCCUACCUCUGGGUCAGGAGAUAUGGAUUCAAGUCCAUUUUGCUCCGGAGGUAUGCAAUAACAACUGUGAACAGGUUGAUUUGAAAAUUAUUAUUAAAUAUGUUCCACUUCCCCAGAUUAGUGUCAUAGGCAAAUAUAUUAAUUUGCAUGCAGGCUUACAUUAUUGCUAAACAAUGUCCUUCCAAUGGGGCGGCACGAUGGUUAGCACUGCAGCCUCACAGCACCAGGGACCCGGGUUCAAUUCCAGCCUCAGGUAACUGUCUGAGCAGAGUUUGCACAUUCUCCCUGUGUCUGCAUGGGUUUCCUCCGGGUGCUCCAUUUUCCUCCCACAGUCCAAAGAUGUGCAGGUUAGGUGGAUCAGCCAUGCUAAAUUGCCCAUAGUGUUCAGGGGUGUGUGGGUUAUAGGGCGAUGGGUCUGGGUGGGAUGCUUCAAGGGGCAGUGUGGACUUGUUGGGCCGAAGGGCCUGUUUCCACACUGUAGGGAAUCUAAUGUGCUGUAUAAAGCACAUUGAACUUGUAUUAAAAAUUGCAAUGAUUUAAAAGGGCACCAAAGAUUCUUAAACUACUGCUCCAAUGCAUUAUAAAUGCAGUAACAAAAAGUGAAUUAAUAAAAUGAAUGACUGCAAAUACAAUUGAACCACAAUAGCACUUUGUACUGUUUUAACCUGUAGUACUCCUCAGAACUCACAGUGCAGAUUAUUGACUCAUGGGGAAAUAGAACUGGUAAAGCUGGUAGUGCUCAUGACUUUUAAUGAAAUAAUGAAAAAUAUUCUGUCAUUGGCAUAAUUUAAUUAAUAGGCCACCUCUGUGUAGCCAUCUAAUUCAAGAUGAUGAACAGUCUCCCGAGACAAGAAUGCCCAAAAGGAGAGCCUGAAGCACUGCAUAGAUGAUCCAUAGCUAGAAGUUCACACAACUGACAGGAAGGAAAUCGCAUAGGAGCUUCACAAUGGAGAUACCUGCAGGCGCUCGAUUUAAUACUUGAGAAAACAACAUGCGCACAGCUCUUAGGGUCAUCAGGAAAGAAUUUAAUCAGGCUGUGGCCUUCGCAUUUUUCUGGUAGAGUCAUGGUAGCGGUGACAGAGGGCCGGGCCUGCCUCUGGUAAGAAACUUGUUAAGAAAGCAUAUGGUGUUUUGGCUUUCAUUAACAGGGGGAUUGAGUUUAAGAGUCGUGAGAUCUUGUUGCAGCUCUAUAAAACUUUGGUUAGACCGCACUUGGAAUACUGCAUCCAGUUCUGGGCGCCCUAUUAUAGGAAAGAUGUGGAUGCUUUGGAGAGGGUUCAGAGGAGGUUUACCAGGAUGCUGCCUGGACUGGAGGGCUUAUCUUAUGAAGAGAGGUUGACUGAGCUCGGUCUCUUUUCAUUGGAGAAAAGGAGGAGGAGAGGGGACCUAAUUGAGGUAUACAAGAUAA
Molecule: messenger RNA, 3713 nt
Organism: Stegostoma tigrinum
Lineage: Eukaryota; Metazoa; Chordata; Chondrichthyes; Orectolobiformes; Stegostomatidae
Product: E3 ubiquitin-protein ligase TRIM50-like
Exons: 6
Coding region: 31-1455 (474 amino acids)
Biological process (GO): protein ubiquitination
Molecular function (GO): zinc ion binding; ubiquitin-protein transferase activity; protein binding
Source: RefSeq, a predicted model, not a curated record